Messenger RNA from Artibeus jamaicensis (Jamaican fruit-eating bat), 1474 nucleotides. RefSeq names its product syntaxin 10 (gene STX10). Gene Ontology annotation, molecular function: SNARE binding; SNAP receptor activity. The transcript is spliced from 8 exons. The record is from RefSeq and is a predicted model, not a curated record. The coding region runs from base 76 to 765 and encodes 229 amino acids. NCBI's taxonomy places the organism in Eukaryota, Metazoa, Chordata, Mammalia, Chiroptera, Phyllostomidae. Gene Ontology annotation, cellular component: SNARE complex; endomembrane system; synaptic vesicle membrane. Gene Ontology annotation, biological process: Golgi vesicle transport; intracellular protein transport; vesicle fusion.
CUCCACAGCUGGGAGGAAAGCUGCUAGCAAGGCGGAGAGGGGAGGGGGCUUAGCCUCCGACGGGGGGGCGGUGACAUGUCUCUCGAAGACCCAUUUUUUGUAGUCCGAGGCGAGGUGCAAAAGGCGGUGAACACAGCCCGCGGGCUGUACCAGCGCUGGUGCGAGCUCCUACAAGAGGGCGCCGCGGUCGGACGCGAGGAGCUGGACUGGACAACCAAUGAGCUGCGGAAUGGCCUGCGCAGCAUCGAGUGGGACCUCGAAGACCUGGAGGAGACCAUCGGCAUAGUAGAAGCCAACCCAGGUAAAUUCAAGCUCCCAGCUGGGGAUCUGCAGGAAAGAAAGGUGUUCGUGGAGCGGAUGCGGGAGGCAGUCCAGGAAAUGAAGGACCAUAUGGUCAGUCCAGCGGCGGUAGCCUUCAUGGAGAGAAAUAAGAGAGAGAUGCUGACAGGCAAACCAGCCACCCAGAAGUCAUCCACUGACUUGCUAGAUGCCAGCAUGGUUUCAGCCUCCUCUCGCUACAUUGAGGAGCAGCAGGCCACGCAGCAGCUGAUCAUGGACCAACAGGACCAACAGCUGGAAAUGGUGUCCGGGAGCAUCCAGGUUCUGAAGCACAUGUCCAGCUGUGUUGGAGAGGAGCUGGAUGAGCAGGGCAUCAUGCUAGACGCCUUUGCUCAUGAAAUGGACCACACCCAGUCACGGAUGGAUGGGGUCCUCAGGAAGAUGGCCAAAGUAUCCCACAUGACAAGUGGUAGGCAAAUGCCUUAGCCAUGGAGCUGAGUGGUCACUUCUGAAUGGUCAUGCAGAGGUAAUGCUGGACUCCAACUGCACACCUGGUUUCUUGUUCUCUGUGUGAUGGAUGUAUCACUUCUAACAAGGCAGCUUUUGUAAAUUUAAGGGCUUUGCCAUAGAACCUUCCUGGGUAUGAAAUGGUUCCUGUAAGCCAGGUAAACUUGUAAGUACUGUGACCCUUAGAUUGUCACUAGUUUGCACCCCCCCACCUUCAGCGAUCAGACCCGGGAACCUGCAUCUCACCCACAUACGUGUUAUGUAUUACAUAAGUGCUGUAAUACAAGGCUGUUAUUCCACCAUGCCAAUUUGUUAAAACCUUAAAAAAAAGACCAAAAAUGUACAGAAUCACUUUUUUGCUAUUGUGUGGGUUCUCUUGAUCCAUUCUAUACUUAGAAAUAUUUCUGUCUUUCUGGGGCUAAAAGUUGUGCUCUGAGAGUCAGGUCGGACAGAGCCACCUAUGGAUUUUUGUUGGUACUGCUCUCAAAGCCCCUUUCUGGCAACUGAAGCUGGUCUUCAGGACUCCAAAGAGGCUGAUCUUACUGAAACAUUCAAGUCACCCUGUGAGGUGGAAUACAGUUAACUUUGAAUAACACAGGUCUGAACUGUGGAGGGCCAUUUAUACACCAAUUUUUAAAAUGAAUACUGUAAAUGUAUUAUGGUUUUCUUCAUCUUUUCUGUAGCCUAU